AGGGAUGGGCGGGUACUUAGUCGCCAAAAGUGACCUCUUCCAUCUUCAUUAAAGUAAGAAAAUAGCCCUAGCUCCUCCCAGCGAUGGCGUAUGUCGAUCACUCUUUCUCCAUCUCCGAGGAUCCCACCGGCACAUUCAUCAUCAACAACAAGCCGCCAGUGAAGGAGAUCGCGUUGUCCGUGGCGCUUCUGGCUCUGGGCGCCAUUGGCAUGGUGAUCGGGAUCUUCAUGAUCUACAACAAGAUCGGAGGUGACUCGGGACACGGCGUGGCAUUUACGAUCCUCGGAGCUUUGCUCUUCUUGCCGGGGUUCUACUAUACCAGAAUCGCUUACUACGCUUACAAGGGCUACAAGGGUUUCUCCUUCGCGACGAUCCCAGCAGUGUAGAGGGAAGAUAGAAGGUUUCCAGAAUUUUUUUCCCUUUUUUUUGUAUGAUACUCACUGGUCUCGAUCGAUACAUUGAUUGUAUUAAUCUACACCUCGUGUUUUUUUUUCUU
This is a messenger RNA of Selaginella moellendorffii, 496 nucleotides long. Its product is annotated as transmembrane protein 230. The record is from RefSeq and is a predicted model, not a curated record. Lineage: Eukaryota; Viridiplantae; Streptophyta; Lycopodiopsida; Selaginellales; Selaginellaceae. Bases 84 to 386 code for a protein of 100 amino acids. The transcript is spliced from 2 exons. Gene Ontology annotation, cellular component: endomembrane system.